Messenger RNA from Micropterus salmoides (largemouth bass), 1055 nucleotides. RefSeq names its product mitochondrial dicarboxylate carrier-like. Gene Ontology annotation, biological process: succinate transmembrane transport; malate transmembrane transport; mitochondrial transport. Gene Ontology annotation, molecular function: thiosulfate transmembrane transporter activity; succinate transmembrane transporter activity; malate transmembrane transporter activity. Lineage: Eukaryota; Metazoa; Chordata; Actinopteri; Centrarchiformes; Centrarchidae. Gene Ontology annotation, cellular component: mitochondrial membrane. The record is from RefSeq and is a predicted model, not a curated record.
AUGACCGAGAAACGGAUGUCGCGGUGGUAUUUCGGGGUUGCGUCCUGUGGAGCCGCCUGCUGCACGCAUCCUCUGGAUCUCCUCAAGGUACACCUGCAGACACAGCAGGAGGUGAAGAUGAGGAUGAUGGGGAUGGCUGUUCAUGUGGUGAAGAGCGACGGUGUGCUGGCUCUUUAUAACGGCCUCUCUGCCUCACUUUGCAGACAGAUGUCCUAUUCCCUCACCAGAUUUGCCAUCUAUGAGACAGUGAGGGACAUGAUGGGCAGCACAAGCCAGGGCCCCAUGCCCUUUUACCAGAAGGUCGUGCUGGGAGCCUUUGGAGGUUUCACUGGUGGGUUUGUUGGCACGCCGGCAGACAUGGUGAACGUCAGGAUGCAGAAUGACAUGAAACUACCACCAGAACUGAGGAGAAACUACAAACAUGCCAUUGAUGGGCUCUUCAGAGUCUUCAGAGAAGAGGGUGUGAGGAGACUGUUCUCAGGAGCCACUAUGGCCUCCAGCAGAGGAGCGAUGGUCACUGUGGGACAGUUGGCGUGUUAUGACCAGGCCAAGCAGCUCGUGCUGGGAACAGGCAUGAUGGGCGACAACAUACUCACACACUUUCUCUCCAGCUUCAUUGCUGGAGGCUGUGCUACAUUCUUGUGUCAACCUCUGGAUGUACUAAAGACGAGGCUGAUGAACUCAAAGGGAGAGUACACAGGGGUGACUCAUUGCUUACGAGAAACUGCCAAGCUGGGUCCGCUGGCGUUUUACAAGGGUCUCGUCCCCGCAGGGAUCCGCUUGAUUCCUCACACAGUACUCACCUUCAUCUUCCUUGAGCAGCUGAAGAAGUACUUUGGCAUUCGCAUCAUCUCCUGAGCAUGCUCGGUGACUGGCCGCUCUCCAAACCAUCCACCGACACUGCCGCACACAUCACCCCGUGAAGGGGGCAGAAAGGGAAUCAUGUACAGUUUACUAUGGGCUCGUGCAUGUUUCCGUUCGCUCUACCUCUGUCUCACAACUACAGAUGAAAUGAUUUUGAUAAUUUUAUAUAUAUAUAUAUAUAUAUAUAUAUA